Molecule: messenger RNA, 1703 nt
Organism: Ochotona princeps (American pika)
Lineage: Eukaryota; Metazoa; Chordata; Mammalia; Lagomorpha; Ochotonidae
Gene: P2RX1
Product: purinergic receptor P2X 1
Exons: 12
Coding region: 78-1289 (403 amino acids)
Biological process (GO): response to ATP; monoatomic cation transmembrane transport
Cellular component (GO): nuclear inner membrane; plasma membrane
Molecular function (GO): extracellularly ATP-gated monoatomic cation channel activity; purinergic nucleotide receptor activity; ATP binding
Source: RefSeq, a predicted model, not a curated record
GCCGUCUGCGGCAUCAGUGUGGUUGAGAGGGGGAGACUGGACAGGGGUGCUGGAUUCUGAGCCCUGCCUGGCCCGCCAUGGCACGGCGGCUCCAGCUUGUCCAAGAAGAGCUGGCCGCCUUCUUCUUCGAGUAUGACACACCUCGCAUGGUGCUGGUGCGCAACAAGAAAGUGGGCGUCAUCUUUCGCCUCAUCCAACUCCUGGUCCUGGCCUAUGUCGUGGGGUGGGUGUUCGUCUACGAGAAGGGCUACCAAACCUCAUCAAGUGGCCUCAUCAGCAGCGUGUCUGUGAAGCUCAAGGGCCUGGCCGUGACUCCAUUCCUAGAUUCCAGUGCUCAGGUCUGGGAUGUGGCUGACUACGUCUUCCCAGCACAGGGGGACAGCUCCUUUGUGGUCAUGACCAAUUUCAUCGUCACACUGAGGCAGACUCAGCGGCACUGUGCAGAGCACCCGGAAGGGGGUACCUGCAAAGAUGACAGUGGCUGCACCCCUGGGAAGGCAGAGAGGAAUGCUCAAGGCAUCCGCUCAGGCAGGUGUGUGGCCUUCAACGACAGCGUGCAGACCUGUGAGAUCUUUGGCUGGUGUCCCGUGGAGGUGGACGACCACAUCCCCCGCCCCGCCCUUCUCCAAGAGGCCGAGAACUUCACUCUGUUCAUCAAGAACAGCAUCAGCUUUCCACGCUUCAAGGUCAACAGGCGUAACCUGGUGGAGGAGGUGAACAAGAGCUACAUAAAGACCUGCCUGUACCACAAGACUGCGCACCCUCUGUGCCCUGUGUUCAAUCUCGGUUACGUGGUGCGAGAGUCGGGCCUGAAUUUCAGCAGCCUGGCAGAGGAGGGUGGAGUGGUUGGCAUCACCAUCGACUGGGACUGUGACCUGGACUGGCACGUGCGACACUGCAAACCUGUCUAUGAGUUCCAUGGACUGUAUGAGGAGAAAAGUCUGUCCUCUGGCUUCAACUUCAGGUUCGCCAGGCACUUCAUGGAGAACGGAACCAACCACCGCCACCUCUUCAAAGUGUUUGGGAUUCGCUUUGACAUCCUGGUGAAUGGCAAGGCCGGCAAGUUUGAUAUCAUCCCUACUAUGACCACCAUCGGCUCCGGCAUUGGCAUCUUCGGGGUGGCCACCGUUCUCUGUGACUUGCUUCUGCUCCACAUCCUGCCCAAGAGGCACUACUACAAGCAAAAGAAGUUCAAGUAUGCAGAGGACAUGGGGCCAGAGGCGGGGGCGGGGGACCCUGCAGCCACCGGCUCCACCUUGGUCCUGCAGGAGAACAUGAAGACGUCCUGACCCCCUCAGCACCACCGCCUCCUCCCAACAGACACGGCACCAGACCUGGGGCUGUAGCCCUGGUGGGUUGCAGCCAGGAUGCAGGACUCUGCCCAGGGUCUCCUGCCCUCUCAGCCUGGUGGGCACCUCAGGGUGGAGACCCUAGGAGAACCCCUAUGCCAUGUGGAGUUCUGGCGCCAACCCCACAUGCAUGAAGGGAGUCCUUCUCCACAUGGUCUCUGCCAUUCUUGGCAUCCAGAAGGCUGGAGGCUGGGCAGUGCCCUCUCACCUACCUGUGCCCUGGCUCUGUGCUUCCCCUGCAGGGCCUUUGUUGUCCACUCCGUCUCUGCCUCUGUGACCUCCAAUAUGGAAGCCACCAGCCAGCCAUGUGUGACUUGUUUAAAUUAAAAACAGAAUAAAAUAGGAACACGGUUG